Dromiciops gliroides (monito del monte) is the source of this 695-nucleotide messenger RNA. RefSeq names its product T-cell receptor-associated transmembrane adapter 1. The coding region runs from base 129 to 695 and encodes 188 amino acids. NCBI's taxonomy places the organism in Eukaryota, Metazoa, Chordata, Mammalia, Microbiotheria, Microbiotheriidae. The transcript is spliced from 6 exons. The record is from RefSeq and is a predicted model, not a curated record. Gene Ontology annotation, cellular component: T cell receptor complex. Gene Ontology annotation, biological process: positive regulation of T cell receptor signaling pathway; negative regulation of receptor recycling.
CAUUGCCAUGUUAUUUGUAGGGCUGGGGAGCAGUAUCAUUUAGCAAAAAGCUAUUUGCAGGCAUUUAUUUCUUUGAACUACUUACAUUUUACUUAUGGGGGUAAACAAAUCUGACUGAGAAAACAAGGAUGUCAGGAAAUGACCAAUGUCCCCUUUUUGUCUGGGGACUUUUAGCCUUUGUGGGUUUGUCUCUGAUUAUAUCCCUAAUCUUCAAUGUUUCCCACUGGGUGGAAAAGCAGCGACAAGGUAAAACCUACGACUACACUGAUGACUACAUUCCAACAGGUGAUGAAAAUUACACUGAAGAUAUACCAAUUUAUGGUAACCUUGAUAAUGUGCUUUCUGGACCCACGGAUGAAAGCUGCUAUGAACAAAUGAAAGCCCGGCCAGAGAGAGCUGUAAAUGAAAAGCAGGAAUGCUCCCCUACGCAGGCGGAAGCUGACACACCGAUGUGCUAUGCCUCCCUGGAUCACAGCUUCAAGAGGAAACCCAGAAAGCCAAAAGCUCAUUUUUCAGACAAUGACGAAAAUGAGAAAUUACAUGCAGUGGAUACCAGGCUACCUCAAAACAAUUCAACCCACAGUUUCAGAGAAGAAAGAGAGGAGGAAAGCAUUCAUGAUGAUCCCAUUAGACUAUUUGGUUUGAUUCAUGCAAAGAGAGAGCAGAUAAGCAUGCAAGACUAUGACCCAGCAUAG